CUUAAGCACAAAAUAAAACUAAUAAAUUAAGUUAUUUAAUUUUUAAUACAUAAUUGAUUAUUGACCUUCAUAGUGUAUACUUGAAACUCAAGCAGCUAAGAUAACGUCUGGUUUUAUCGGUGAUUAUAUAUUUGGCUUCAUUUAAUGCAUGGUCAUUCUAACAAGACAUGGAUCCUUUUAAUUUGUUAAUAAUUGUAACAACAAUUUUAGUUCUUUAUUUUAGUUUGGAGGUGUUGUUACGCGAUAGGGUAACUAAAUAUGUGGAUAAAGUUCCUGGACCGAUUAAACUUCCCGUUUUUGGGACAACUUGGCCUCUACUUUUUAUUCCUAAAUCCGCGAUGUUUUUUGUGGUAAAAACUGUUUUGAGAAGAUAUGGUCCAGUGGUAAGAACAUGGUUGGGUAAUGUACCGGUCGUACAUUGUAUAGAACCAGAAACUGUUGAGGUCAUUUUAAACAAUUCAACUCAAAUUUCAAAAAGUAAAAUGUACAAAAUAGCACAUCCUUGGCUCGGAGAAGGUUUGCUAACCAGUACAGGAGAGAAAUGGCAUAGACAUAGGAAGAUUAUUACUCCAACUUUUCACUUUAAAAUAUUGGAAAACUUUGUGGAUAUUUUCGUGGAAAAAAGUCAAAAAUUGGUGGAAGUAUUAAAGGAUAAAGCCGAUGGGGAUAUUUUCAAUUUAUAUCCGUACAUAACAAGAUGUACUUUAGAUAUUAUUUGUGAAACUGCAAUGGGUGUUAAAAUUAACGCCUUAGACGAUCCAGAAAAUGAAUACAUAAAAAGCAUUUACGGGUAUGAUCAUGUACAGUGUCCGCCAAAAAACAGCACCACCCUGGUUUUUUCAUAAUUUUUUCUCGAAAAU
Onthophagus taurus is the source of this 860-nucleotide messenger RNA. The record is from RefSeq and is a predicted model, not a curated record. Lineage: Eukaryota; Metazoa; Arthropoda; Insecta; Coleoptera; Scarabaeidae.